Messenger RNA from Caretta caretta (loggerhead turtle), 6090 nucleotides. RefSeq names its product zinc finger protein 518B (gene ZNF518B). NCBI's taxonomy places the organism in Eukaryota, Metazoa, Chordata, Testudines, Cheloniidae. The record is from RefSeq and is a predicted model, not a curated record.
UCGCUGGCUGCUGCGCUCGGCGCAGGGCGUGGAGCCGCGUCGGCGCGCUCUGAGCGCGCGUGGGGGGCGCAGGCUCACCCACGGAGGUGCUGCAAGUUGAGAGAAUCCAGUAGAGAACUGAAAAUAGAGUUUUAUGGUUUCAGAACUUGAAGCAAUACUUAUUCAUAAAGAUAAAAAUACACACUCUCCAGAGCAGUUGCCUGAACGAUAACUAAGCAACACAUUUGAGAGACUGUCACUAUAAAAAUUGUUUGUGUCCAUUGCCAUUGUAUUUGACUAAACUGGCAAGAGCCACUUGUUUUGAAAUGCAGAUAAAGAAAAUGAGGGAAAUUUUACCAAAACUGUAUACAAGCCAAGUUAAUGACAUAAAUAAUUCUUUGACUACAUCUCCAAAGCAAGCCAAUGAGGAUGAAGCAAAUCAACCAAAAGGGACUGAAGGCCAGAACUGUGUCUAUCAAGGGGAUGAAGCUGAGGAUAAGCUGCCAUUGGUCCUUUGUAUAAAGUGCAGAAGCGUGCAGAAACUUCUAGUGCCUGACUUACUAAAGCAUAACAAACCCAGACAGACUGAAGACAAAAGUUUCAUUUGCCGCAGGUGCAGUCUGAAUACGCCAUCGACUUUCCAUUGUGUAGCUGACAGUGCCACUGCCAUAGAUUUAGAAAAUCAAGAAAAACCAUCCCUAAGUAAAACUCAGAAAACAUUUAAAGUAAAAAACUUUCAACCAGACAAAUAUUACUGCGAUAAAUGUCGAUUUUCAACAAAGGAUCCUUUGCAGUAUAAAAAGCAUGUUGUUCAGCAUGAGGAGAUUAAAUUUGUGUGCGCCCACUGUAGCUAUGUAUCCUACACCAAAGGAGAAUUCCAACGGCAUUUGGUGAAACAUACUGGAACUUUUCCAUAUCAAUGUGAAUACUGUGAAUAUGGUGCUGUUAGGCAUGAUUAUAUAGUAAAACAUACCAGAAGAGUACAUGAAACAGUUACUGAGAAGGGGCCAAUGAAUAUGGUUACAAAACAAGAGCAAAAGAGAUCUUGCUUACCAAAGAGAAGCACUUUGUUUUCUGAAAAGCAGAAGUGUGAUCAAAAAAUUCCUCUUCGGAAUGAGCCUUCAGAUUUAUCAUCAAGUACAACUUGCAGCAAAAUGCAAGAUGAAAUGAACAAAACAGUUUGUUUGUCUGGCGAUGUAGAAUGUAGCCUAGGUACGACAUCAGUCCAAGAUAAAACUGUAUUGGAACCAGCUGAAGUAAACAUAUAUGAGAACCAAAAUGUGGAAGUUGAAGUUUAUUCUCCAAAAAAAGAGCCCGUACAGCCAGGAAUGCCAUUAACAGUGAUUGCACCUUCAGAACUUGUAGUUCCUUCUAACUGCUUAGCUCAGUUAUUAGACAUAAAAAUAGUGAAUGGCACACAGCAGUUGGUUCUUAAACUUAUUCCUCUGAAAGAAACAAGUAAUAAACCUAUAAACUGUAAAGAAGAGGAACUCGGGAAUCAAGGUGCAGAACAAACAGAGAAAGGAAAAAGAAUAACUUCUGUUGCUCAAAAUGAAUUAACCACUGAAGCAACUGUAAAUUUAUCUAGUGUUAGUAACAUGCUUGCUUCGGAUAAUAAAUACAAAAAGAACUCUGAAUGUCUUAAUUCCUCCAAUUCUGACUGUAACUCAAAUGUACCUAGGCAGGAUAAAUCAAAAAUAAGUUGUCCUAAAUCCUCAAAUAAGGAAAAAUAUGCAAAAAAUGAUUUAUACUGUUCUAAAGAGGCCCUGGACAUGUCCACACGUGCAUAUGCUGCUUCCUCUGAAAGUGAUAGAUCCCAGACUGUUUUGUUGCAGGCGGCUCAGAAGAGCAACAGUUCCUCUUCAUCUCCUGCCCUUGGAGAAAAGGACAUAUUGCCUUUUAAUGGUGAUGACAAAGAAUGCAGGAGCCAGAUCAUUAGCUCUCUGGAAACACAUUUGUUUGAUACCUGUUUGGUUAAAGAAUCUUUUAAAACUUCUCAAGGAUGGGGAGAGUUCUCUUUAAAUAAAAGUUCAUGUUUAGAGGAAUCAAGUGUUGGCUUAAGUAAAUUAAACAGAGAGAUCUCUGAUUGUCAGAAUAAUCCUUUAGAAGCUUUAGAAUUGCAGAAUGUAGAAAAUAAGGACAGCCCUCCUGAGGGUCCUGUCAUUUCAUCUGUAUUUUCCCUUAGCUCUGGGGCUGAAAACAUCCCAGAGGGAAUCAAGUGGGAUAAUACUGCAUGCAAUAAAAAGUCAACAACAAUGUUGUGUAGAAAGAUUGCUCAGUUGAUGUCCGCUGCGGAGUGUAAUGUGAAAUCUACAUUGGUUGCUUCACCUAUGCCUGUUAGAUGUUGUGCUUCUAAUAAGAAGAUGCCUUUGCCUCAGGAAACUUUAGCAAAUUCUGAAAAAAAAGUCCCUGCUACUGAAUUGGAACAGUUUGCAUCUUCACUUCAAACACCACAGAAUGGUGGGAUUGGUAAUGAACUGUGUAAUAAACAACCAUCACAAUCACGGUCAGCUACAACAAAAGCUAAAAGUAGAAUGACUAAAAACACUCACAUUGCUACUCCAGUGUUCAUUCCAAAAGGGACAGUGCUGAAGGUCCUGAAUGUCACUAGGAGUGAGAACACAAAAGAAGAAGGAGAUAAGAAUGAAAUGUCAUCUGCUACGAUGUGUUGUAACGAAAUGUUUCUACCACGACCAGUUCCUUUCAGCAUUUCUGAGAAACUAAGCAGUAACCUACCUUUGCCAAAUGAGAGUGAACUUAAUGAGCAGUCCAGAAAUCAAAAUAUGUCACUUAGGCACAGACCAAAAAGAGAGGCUAAUGCAAAAAGUAAUAGCAAACAAAAUUUUAUACCACUGCAUCAAAAAAGUGAUGAGCUAAGUAAGCAGAGCAAACUUACUUCAAAGGAUCAACUUGGACCCAAAAAUAAGGUAAAACAAGCAAAGUCCAGGGAUUAUUUGUCUAAGAAGAAAACAAGAAUUUACUCAGAAACCAGUUGCAUUUCUGAGGCGAUGCCUCUUUUGACAGCAAGGCGUCUUAGGCUUGUACCACUUAGAGAACAUCAGUUGAUAAAAUGUCCUCGUCGUAACCAGCCUGUAGUUGUAUUAAAUCAUCCUGAUGUUGAUUCAGCAGAGGUAAUUAAUAUAAUGAAAAUUGUCAACAAGUAUAAAGGCAAUAUUGUGAAAGUUGUUUUAUCAGAAAGAACGAGUAGUUGUCUUGGUGUGAAACAGUAUAAUAAACGGCUUACAUUUCAGAACUUGGAAACAACAAGCCAAAUGAAAAAGCAGAACUUUUUAAAAAUGAAGCUAAAAAAGACCCAUAAAAACAACUACCGGGUAGUGGAAACUUCACCAGCUAAAACACUGCAGUGUAUGUUUAAGUGUUGGUUUUGUGGAAGGAUAUAUGUAGACCAGGAAGAAUGGAUAAGUCAUGGACAGAGACAUUUGAUAGAAGCAACCAAAGGCUGGGAUGUUCUUUUUCUUCCUCUAGAAAGCCACAAGUGAGAAACUGUCAGUUUACUGCUCUUAUUUUAACAUGAGUGCCAUUAAUUUGUUUGGAAAGGGAGACAGUAAAUAUUUUACUGGAGGGUUUUUAUAUUUGGCAGGUGGGAGAGUGGUAAUAGGAAUUAUAAACUGUAUGAGAAGCCACUCUUGAGCACUAAACACUACAUAGCACUUGGAUGCCUGAAAUAAGUGUUAUGGCUAUCCCUUGCUUUUUUGAAAGAGACCUGGAAAUGAUUUGCUCUGAAAACAUUCUAGUGCAAUUCUCUUCACUAGGACACUAUAUGCAGUAACGUUAUGUUGCGAGGUCAAUAGGGAUUUAAAAUAUCCAACUAUAUGACCUGUGUGAAAUUAAUUGAAUUCAGUCUGAAUUUUACUACUACAGCUUAAUGGUUCAGAGGUCAGGCAUAAGUCUAAUGAAGAGUAUCUUUGACUCUUAUGAAUAAAAAAAUUGUGUUCAUCAUAAUUUAGUAGCAAAUUUAAAAAAAAUGCCAUAGUGGGGAAAAACUGGUGCUGAAUCUGAUUAAACUCCAAUUUUAAGGAACAGAAGUAACUCCUCACUGACUUCAGUGGAGCUACACCAGUGUAAAUGAGGAAUUGGUGAGAUCAGAAUCAGACCCACAAUGUGGAGUGGCAAGGAAAGCUUAAUUCUGUGUUGUACAGUCGGGCCAAGUUGUGUCUUGUGCCACACAAGUGUAAGAGCAGGAAGAGGACACAGGUGACUACUUACUGUGCAAGCAAGCAGAAGCUCAACUUAAAGUGCAUGAAAUGAGGUCUGGCUUCUUUACUGGCUGGCAUGAUGUGAUUCCGAUGGAUUGUGCAUGCUGUAGGGCAUAAUGAUCAGUGCUAUGUGUAAUCCGAUUAGAAAUGUAUACUUUCAGGAUAGAGCCUUUAACCAGGACCCCAGCCAGCCUAGCAGCUAGUGCAUAGAUAGGAAGAACUAGCUGGAGAACCAAACUGCUGCCUUGAAAAAGAGAGAUUAUGUUGCAGAACUCUACAUUGCCAGUACCUAUCCACAUUUUCUGUAGAAUCUUUGUUUUGACAUCCUAAAUUUGAAGAUUUUGCAUGUUAGAAUCUACACAUGUAAGCCUCAAUUCAGCAAGCUACUUACUAAUAAUAAUAAUAAGCACAUGCCUAAUCAACUCCCAUUGAUUGCUGUGUGACUACUCAGUGAAGUCAAUAGGAUGAUUCAUGUGCUAAGUGCCUUGCUGAAUGAAGGUGAGUUUUUAGUGGGGAAGGAGGAUGGUUGAUAGUGAAGUUUAAUAACUGGCCACUGUACAUGUAUAGAAUUUUCUCGGUUAUCUUGUCACAAAUUGUGAACCAUUUUAUUUUUUUAAAUUUCAUGUACAGCAAGUGAUGAAUUGAGCGCACAUUUUGCAGUCACAUUUCUACAGGUAAAAAAAUAAUUAAUUUGAUGCUGGAGAUAUAUUAUACAUUUGAAUUUUGUAUAAAUGCCUGUAGUUCCUAAUUGUUAACAGUGGAAAAACACAUUUUGUUAAAAAAACAAAAAAACAAAACAAAAAACCCCACAACCCCUCCAGCCCCCGCAACAACCUACUAAUCUGGGAAUAUUUUUUUGUUUUUUUUUAUACUCUAGAAAAUUAAACAUGGUUUUGAUAAGGUAUGUACUAUAUCUGUAUUGAAAUGUAAAUAUUUUGAAACUAUAAAGCACAUCUUGAGACUUGGGUCUAAUUUACAAAAACAGUAAUGUGAAACUUUUCUGUCAGACCAUUUUGCAAUACAAUAUUAAAAUCUUUAGAUAUUUGGUGCUUUCAGAAAGGAGAUCUUGUAUUACUUUGCAACUUUUUGUAUCAUAGUGAAAGGCUAAACUGUUCAAUGGAAUACAGUUUGUAUUAUCUCUGUUUUUUUCAGUAAUUAAAUGACCGUUCUUAUUUUGAAACAGGAAUUUAUAUUUUUUUAGACUGGUACAGUAGAGAUUUUCACUUUGUGUUCUUUGAAGCGAAACAUCAUGUUUCAGUUUUUUAAAUUGUGAAAAUAGUUUCAAAUUCUAAAUCUGUCAUAUCAGAUUUUAAUAAAUAUUGAAACUGCUAACAUAUGAAAAACCACUUGUGGCCAAAUUCGUUCUCACUUACAUUCAUCCACCCAGGCAGAUGUUUGAACCUACUUGAGCUUCUGUAGAAGCUGUUAAGGAAAUACUUUUGAAUCCUCUGUUUGUUUGGCAAAAUAUGACUGACAUCUUUUAAUCUUUAAUCAAUUUUGUAUUCUUAAAAAUUGUGUUGCGUGCAGGAUUAUAAACAGAUUGUAGAUGGUUUAGGGUGUUUUUCUUUGCUUAUUUUAGUAAACAAAGACUGUUUUUUGUAUCUCAUUUGUUAAUCUACAUGUAACUGUUCUCCCUGUAUUAAAUUUACAAAAUAUAAGUGUUUUUGUAUUAACAUGAACAUUUUUAGUAAAUUGAAUUGUACGGUGGAUAUAAAAAUUUGACAGCAGAUCUCAUGCCUUUUUCUCUUGCCAAGGACAUCCAAAUUCUGGCCAGAUGGGUGUGUCUCUAAAUUUUUAUUUAUUUAUUUAUUUAUUGAUGUAGUAUUGUAUUUGGAUAGUUUUCCUUCUGGAAUUUUAAUAGUUUUGUGACUUGAGAUAAAGAGUGUGACCCAGA